Molecule: messenger RNA, 1233 nt
Organism: Danaus chrysippus (African queen)
Lineage: Eukaryota; Metazoa; Arthropoda; Insecta; Lepidoptera; Nymphalidae
Source: the annotation of a GenBank genome assembly
AUGGAUGAAACAUUUCAAGUAUUUGAUAGAGUUCUAUCUUUCGCAGGAAUAUCUCUUUUCGCAAAACGAAACUGGAAUUCUAAAAAAUGGCUCUUCUUCCAAUGUUUCAGCGUUAUCAUCGGCUUUAUUACUUUCAUCUUCACAACAGCAUUUGUUCUUACUAAUAUAUCGAACUUAUUGCUUUGUAUUCAAGGAGGUUGUGUUUGGACAACGGGAGUCAUUAUGUUCAUUUCUCUCUGUAUUUGCCUAAUUUUCAGAACAAAAUUCAGAACUUUUUUGGAAGAAAUGGUAUUUGAAGACCGAGUUUUUGAUAUACCUUUGGUAAAAAGCGUAUUUAUUCAGAAUCCAGGUCAUGGAAAAUUAUUUGAAUUGGAGAAACUGGUUGUAAAUUCACAGGAGAAAUUGUUUAAGCUUACGAGGGUAUUGUUAAAAACUUAUGUUGGAAGCGUGUGGUUAUGCGUUACUUUAUACUUGUGCGGUCCCAUAUAUCAAAUGUGUGUUACGAAGGACAAGUCUCUCAGACUAUUAGCUUUUGAUAUGUGGUUCCCUUAUGGAUUGGAAGACUUCAGAGUGUAUGUGGCAACAUUUAUUUUUCAUGCGUAUGCAGGUUAUUUAUGUUGUAUUGCUUACCCUGGCCUUCAGUCUACAAUAAUACUUUUCGUAGGUCAAAUUAUUAGACAACUUCAAAUACUCACUUUCAUAUUGAAUAAUUUAGAUGAAAUAGCCAAAGAACUGGUCGGGCAAAGAGGUGAACUGUGGCAAGAAGUCUGCAUACAAAUAUUUUCACAGUGUGUAGAUCACUAUAUACAGACUAAAAGAUUCUCUAACAAAUUGAAUGUGAUAUGUCAACCAUUUUACUUAGCUCUGAUAGUAGUGGCGACAAUGCUCGUAUGUGUCUGCUCUGUGAAAAUUGCGAUUUCGGAUAAACUUUCACCAGAUACAAUGAAGUAUUAUGUACAUGAGCUUUGUUUUAUACUGGUGGUGCUUAUGUUUUGUUCUCUGGGACAGAAAGUUGACAAUGAGUGUGAAAAACUGGAAUCAGUGGUGACUGAAAAAUGGUACUUAUUUAAUUCAAAUCACAAAACCAACAUACGAAUUUUCAUGAUGGCGCUGAGUCAAAAGAUGCCUAUUUAUAUAUAUGGAUCUAUAACACUUUCUUUACAAACAUUCACAUGGUUUAUCCGCACUGGGAUGUCAUUCUUUACAUUUCUGAUGUCAGUGUUAGAAGAUUAA